Messenger RNA from Cuscuta epithymum, 3011 nucleotides. Lineage: Eukaryota; Viridiplantae; Streptophyta; Magnoliopsida; Solanales; Convolvulaceae. The record is from the annotation of a GenBank genome assembly.
UAAAUUUCCGGUUCAGUGGAGACCUAUUAAAACGGAAUAUUCCGGUCCUGUGUGAACUCUGACCGGAAAUAAUCCAUCUGUUUCCGGUCUGGCUAUUUCAGUUCCAGUCCGAUCAGGAACGGUCUCUGCCCGGUAGGUGGAUUGCUGAGGUAGGUGAAUGAGACCUUAUAUUUCUUCUAAGUGUGCGAAAAUGAGAAAAAUAUAGACAGAUAUUUCUUGCAGCGAAGGUGAUUUCCAGACUGAAACCCCUUAGAAAAUUCCAGACUGAUAAAAAACUGAGAAUUGGACCUGCACUUCUAUCCUCCCAUCAGCAGCCGCCCCUUCUCUUUGGAAAAAGUUUUCAUCAUUUUCAAUUUGCCAUCAAAAGUUUUCUUAGUUCUGAAUCGAAUCUCAAACCUGUCGCCCCCUGACUUCUCUGCCUCUCCACUCUUCCAAGUUCUGAGAAUCCGACUAUCGGAUUUUCCUGCUUCCAAGUCGACGAGUCUCCCGUCUCCGGCUCUCCAGUCUCCGCCAAUCGCCUGCUGUCCUGCUCUCGGCUCUACUGCUCUAGCCUCUAGGCUGUAGCAGUUUUCAGCGAUCAUUAAGUGACACAUUAAGAUUCCACGUCAAUUUAGAGGUGUAGAGUUAUACUUAUGGAGGCAGCCAAUUCACGGAGUUUACAAUUCCCCUCAUGUAUUAAUACUGCAAAUAGGCUGCCAAGAUCAAUUGGUUCAAUGAAUUUCCCAAAGAGGCAUUCUGAGCAUGAGAGUAUUCCUAAAUCCCUUUCCUGUCAUUUUCAACCCAUAAAAGCUACAAACCGACACAGACUAGCUUUGCUGACAGCUUCAUGCUCUUCUCAGAAUACUCAAGCUUCAGUGCUGCAAUCUGAGAGCCCUCUUCCAUCUCUAGAUGAAGCUCAGGUUUUGAAGAGAAAAUCAGGGGAGAUUUUACCAUAUUUGAGUGGUAGAUGUAUAUAUCUUGUCGGAAUGAUGGGCUCUGGCAAAACAACUGUGGGCAGAAUCAUAGCAGAGGCACUGAACUAUACAUUUUUUGACUGUGAUACACUUAUCGAGCAAGCUAUUGGUGGAACAAAGGUUUCUGAAAUCUUUAAGAUACACGGUGAAGGCUUCUUUCGAAAUAAUGAGACAGAGGUCUUGCGCAAGCUUUCUUUGAUGCGCCAGAUUGUUGUUUCAACGGGUGGGGGGGCAGUUGUUCGGCCCAUUAACUGGAAAUAUAUGCACAAAGGCAUCACUUUGUGGUUGGAUGUUAAUGUGGAAGCAUUGGCAAGGAGAAUUUCAUCAGUGGGAACUGGUUCACGGCCUUUGUUACACAAUGAAUCUGGAGACAUUUAUGCUAACACUCUGAAACGUUUGUCUACGCUUCUGGCUGAGAGGGGAGAUGCAUAUGCCAACGCCAAAGCUAGAGUUUGCCUAGAAAAUAUUGCUGCAAAGAGGGGAUCUGGGGAUAUUUGCAACAUCACUCCUACAGAAAUUGCCAUUGAGGCACUUGAAGAAUUAGAAAACUUCUUGAAGAAAGAAAGUGGAGAAGUGCAGUGAGCUACAAAUUUAAAACUCGUGGAAGAGUCUAGAAGUGCAUUAGCUCCAUUUUACACCCACACCCACAUUUUGGUCAGUGAUCUUGGAGUUGAUGUUGCUUCUGAUUGGGUACGAGGGAGCUUCUAUGCUUUCAUUUUGUCUUUCUUCUGCCUUUUAUUCUCAGCCCAACCAUGACAUGUAAUAUUUAAAGGGGCUUCAAGUAUUUAGACUUAUGCUGCAUUUUUUAUACCCCUCGAUCAGUUAGUUGAUGUAUAUUUGUGUAACAAUUUUCUCAUGAAGUUAUAUGUUCAUUUAUAUAAAAGUUUUGGUUUAAAAGAAGCAUAUGACUUCCAUGAAUCCAUGACGCUGAUGUUAAGUAAAUUAAUUCUUGUGGAAUUAAGCUGGGGUGGGAAACGGUUCAAGGAUAGCAUUGAAAUAUUAUCAUAUUUUUAAUCUUGUUAUCUCACACUUUUACCUUUUUAAAUAAAAGGGUGGAUUUUAUCAUCUUGAACACAUUAAGGGCCCGUUUGUUAUGACGUGAAGUAAACAUUUUGCGUGUAAAGUGUAAGGAUGUAAACAUUUACACCGUUUGUUUUAACAAUUUAAUGUAAAUUGCAGGAUCCUUUCUAAAUAACAUUUUACACUAUAUCAUGUAAAAUCUUUUACCUGGGGAGGGUGGUAAACUAUUUUACAUUGGUUUAUACGACCCAGAAUAAAUAUAUGGAGCAUUGAAUUUCCGAGUUUACGACUUCAACCUAGGCGGCAAAGCAAACAUUUUGGAUGCAAGAAACUCACGUCUUCUCCAUCUUCGCAAUUCUACAUGGACAUAUGGUAUCAAUAAUAUACAGAAAAACCUUCCAACCUUCCGCUAUACGCCUAUACAUGGAUUACCUAAUUCUAUUGGAAAAUGCUUUAGGUACACGUUUUGUGUACACGUUUGGUGUACAGUGUACACAUGUCUGUCCUUCACAGACAAAUUGUCUGUCACAGACAACUUGUCUGUGACACCAAACGUGCACACAAAACGUGUACCUCAGUACCUCUAGCAAGACCCAAUUCUAUUUGGUAUCAAAUCCCCUCGACAGAGAUCCCUAUUCCCAACCCGUGCUUCUGACCCCAAGCUCUGCUUCUCUAUCAAUACUUAACUGUCGCCCAUAUAUUGCAAUCAAGAUCAGUGUUUUAAAUAGUCGGCCGCUACGGCUAUCAAAGCCGCUAUAUAUAGGGAUGGACCGGUCCCGAUCGGGCUUAGGGCGGUACCGGGUCGGGGAAACGGAGGCCCGGAACCGGCUAUGUUUCGGGACCGGCCCCGGAUCAGCCGUGCCGAUUCCUAGACCCGGUCUCGGUUCCGGUUAAUCGGGCCGGUCCGAUCCCGCACAAUGGCGGUCUAGGCCGGGUCAUAGUCCAUCACUAGCUAUAUAAUGGUCGCGGUAGCUACCGCUAUGGCCGCUAUCAAGGUGUGAUUUUCAAAUCGCAGAAAAGUUCGCUACAUAACCGCUA